AUGUCACUGCGAGGCAGACGAAUAGAUUCGGAUAAGGAGAACACAACUUUCGCGAAGCAAGGGCUGAGAAAAGGGAGGAAGGCUAGGGAGAUGACGGGUAAGGGUUGGGAUCGCUAACUUGCACAAUCUUGACUACUCCGCAAUGAAUAGUACUGACUUCCGUUUCUACCUCAGAUAUGCCUACACCGCUAUCUACCCCGGAUCGGUGGGGGAGCGGGAAUUCUCGGAGGGAGGGGGAUUGUGCGCUUGGUGGGGAGGUCCAGGGUACUGGUAGUCUGCGCUCGUCACCGCCGGUGGAGAGGGGGGAAGAGAUAGUGGUGGGAGAUGACCAUGAUGAUGAGCAGGAGGAACCCGUGUUGGAAGAUGCGCUGCUGGAUUCGGGGUAUAGGGUGCUCUCGGUUCUUGGUCGCGGGAACUUUUCGACGACAUAUCUGGCCGAACGUGUUUUGAAGCACCUAGAUGCGUCGGACAGCUCUACACUCGUAGCCAUCAAACGGCUGAAGCGGCCGUUCGGGGCGAUCGGCGAGAACGAGUACUCGCUACUACAAUACCUCUAUUCGAAGGGCCAGCAUCCCCGCCAUAUCAUCUCUCCGAUAUCCUGCUUCCUCGCAGACAGCGGCCACUUUCACCUGGUCCUCGAGCGAUUAGAUUCUGGGCGUCCGGUUGCACUAGUAGAAUGUUUUUGCACAGAGGCUCAUUCGAAGCUUGCAUGCCCCGCCAGACACCUUUCCCUCGCAAAGAUAAUAUUACAACUUCUAUCUGGGUUGUUAUCGCUUCACUCUCACAAUCUCAUACAUGCGGAUCUCACACCCGCGAACAUGCUUUUUCUACCAUCCUCAAAUAGAAUUAAACUUAUCGACCUGGGGAACACUAUUCGCCCUGAAGACCGAGAAGCCUAUCUAGACGACUUUGGCGUCCAAAGUGUAUGCUACCGUGCUCCGGAAAUUCUCCUGGGACAUGGGCCCCUGAGCCGUGUUAUGGACGUUUGGAGCGCAGGCGUGAUCGCGGUGGAGUUAUUACUUGACGGUGAGGUUGUCGGGGAGGGCCUACCGGAAGUCGAAUUGGUUAGGAGCCAUAUGGAAGAUCGCGAGGGCAUGGUUCGCCGGGUCAUUGAGCUGGUGGGGAGUGUAACGGAGUAUCGGUAUGGGAUGUAUUACAUGGAUGCAUACGACGAGGCUUCGCUCGAGUCGGUUCCGUUUCCACCGAAAAAGAAGCGACGAAAGACCGCAGAGAGAUGGUACGUUGCAAGGACUACUAAGCCGGAGGAAAAUACACCCAAGGAGGUCCCUCGACGACGACCCAGAAAGGGCAUUCUGAGAUCUUCGUUGACGGAGAGAACUGGUGAAGCAGAAAUUGUUGAGUUCUUGAUGGAAAUGAUGGAGGUGAGUGUGCAUAAGAGGAAGACUGUUAAAGAAUUGAUGAGGCAUCCAUGGUUGAUAGAGAAACUACUCGGCGACUGGGGCGGUGUGUUGAUGCACACAGCCGAUUGGGACGAUGGACGGUCUGAUGAGGAGUUGGGUGACGGUGGAUUGGGUGAAGUGGAUGAGGGGGAAUUGAAUGAGGAUGACUUUGAUCUGACGGAAGAGACGACCUUGGUCAACGAUGAGGAGGCGCAAGAUCAACUUGAGAAUUCGGAGGGUGCAUCGUUACUUGUCAAUGGAAAUGAAAAUUUAUUGGAGGGAGCAUCUGCCACUAUUAAAGAGAGUAUUCUAGAGACAAAAGAGGAUCCUCGGGCUAGCCCACCGGGGCAGGCGAGGCCUCCCAUUCCGCAGCCGGAAGCCCGACCUCAAUUAGAAUCCCAAUCACCACUGCUACCGCAAGAAGAUUCAUCGUCCCAGCCAGGCAUGACCUCUACGGAUCCACCCCAUCAAAGGGCUCUACACAGCCCGCCGCCACGAAGAAUAAAGAACGAGAAUCUGUCAGAAACCCCCGAGAUUCUAACAGAACCUGCUCCACCCCCACCUACAGACGACGCUCCAGUUGUCAAACCCGAGCCUCAAAGUCAAGAGCCUGAAGUUCCCCCAAUGCCUCAAAAUCCGUACCCUCGACAUCUCGACAUAGAUCAACAGUUAACACCUAUUAAAACCGAACCAGUAGACCCUGGUAUAACCCCUUUGUCCUUCCUUUCACCAUCUCCCGACCCAUCACCGCUUUCAUCUGUUGUCACCUCACCUCCCUCCCCCACUCCCCCAAUACCAGCAGUUUUGAUAUCAGGAAGAACGAGCGAUAUAUGGCACAGAGACUUGGCGGCAGAUAUGGUACUUCUCCUUGGCCCUUUCUCGUGUAUUGUCGUCUUACUAACAUUUCGUCCACAAACAGGAUGAAGCCUCUGAAGGUGACGACGACCAAGUCAUGCUUUUGUAACUUUAGCUCUAUCUUUCGAUUAUGCUAUGUUUGUGUUUUGCAUUAUAGAUUUAAUAUUCGGCGCGGGCUAUUCUGGGAUUGUUUUUUCUUCUGUUAUUCCCUUCGGUGCGGAGUCUGGUGUUUUCCUUCACUGUUUGGAGUGCUUAUUAUGGUUCUUUGUGGG
Messenger RNA from Tuber aestivum (summer truffle), 2527 nucleotides. The record is from the annotation of a GenBank genome assembly. NCBI's taxonomy places the organism in Eukaryota, Fungi, Ascomycota, Pezizomycetes, Pezizales, Tuberaceae.